CUCGAGCUCGAGCCUUUCGUGCGCGGCACACUCCCAAAACUAUCGUUCGUGGGGAAGGAUCGACGCUGCCGUGUACUUCCUACGUGCUUCUCCCUCGUGCUUCUCGGACGUUUCUUUCUUCAUCUCUCUCUCUCUCUCUCUCUCACUCUCUCUCUCUAUCUCUACCUCUCUCUCCUUCUCUCUCAUUCUCUCUUUCUCUUUUUCUUCUCUCUCUCUCUCUCUCUCUCUUUCUCUCUCUCUCUCCUUCUCUUUCUCUUCCUCAUUCUCUCUCCUUUUUGCAUACGUUUCCUCGUUAAAUUAUUUACUUCCUUUACUUCUUCAUAACGCGAAUUCCUAUUAUCAUCGACGGAAGGGAAAACAACGAAUUUGAAGGAUGCGUCGGAUAACGUGACUCGUCAGUUUAUUCGUUCGUUCGUUCGUUCGUACGUACGUUCGUUCGUACGUUCGUUCGUUAGUUCGCAUUUCUUCUCUUCUUCUUCUUGCACACGACCUUGUGCUAUACGAUCAACAAAAAAACGACGUUAUAUUAGAUACGUAUGUAUAUCGUGGAUUACAUGUUGUUAACCUCGGAAACGUGAAACAAGUGUUAAAAUUUAUUUCUUAUGGACCAAGCCGAUAAUUAUUUACUCCUAGUGAAUAUGAUCAAGUCGGUAGUGCAGUGACUUCCGUUUGUUAUUAUUUGUUGUUUGUUGUUGUUUCGUUAUAUUCUCGUUUAAUUGAAGGUCUGAGACGUUAAGUCUCAACCAACGGCAACAAAAUUGAGCUGGACUUACAUCAACGUGCCGCCGGCCACUAUAUGAGAGCCGGCGGCAACAUGUGUGAUGGCUCGUUCACGGACAGCCUACGUGGUAUGCAGGGUAUGCCUGGUACAUCGCCACCGGGUGCCACAGGGGUCGGUCCCAUGGGGGUUGCCCUUGGCAGCCCUCUUGGCCCUGCAGCCGUCAAGAAGGCACAGGUCGAACACAUAAAACGACCUAUGAAUGCUUUCAUGGUUUGGUCCCGGCUUCAGCGACGAAAGAUAGCUCAAGAAAAUCCGAAGAUGCACAAUAGCGAAAUUUCCAAAAGGCUUGGUGCCGAAUGGAAGUUGCUAACCGAAGACGAGAAACGGCCAUUCAUCGAUCAAGCUAAAAGGCUGCGGGCGCAACACAUGAAGGAGUAUCCUGAUUACAAGUACAGACCUAGAAGAAAGCCUAAAACAUUACGCAAGGAGGGAUAUCCUUAUAGUAUUCCUUAUCCAAGCGUUCCGAUGGAUGCUCUUCGAGCCGGAAUGGCCGGUAGUAUGGGACAAGCCGGUAUGGGACCAUAUUAUGGGCCAGCAGCGGCUUACGGUUCACUUUCCGCAGCUAGUAUGGCCGCUGCGGCUGCAGCGGCUGCUCAGCAAUCGGCAGCAGCAAUGUCUGCUGGUCUUGCUGCACCUGCACAAGUUGUUAGUUCUAUGGACGCCAUGAAGUAUUCGAUGGAAGCUGACAAAUAUCGUGCCGCUUACAUGCCCCCUAGCACAUUGGCGAUGAGCAUGUAUUCGGAUCCAAAGUAUCUAGAUUCAAGUCCAAAAUCUUACCUGGAUCGUAGCUACCUGGAUUCGGCGAAGGCAUAUUUCGAACAAUCGAAGCUUUAUAUGGACCAGAAACCAUCGAUAUCCGAUUAUAAUCGGCCAAGUUACGAGCCGAAUAAACUUUACGAGGAAUCAAGUCCUGGUAGCGUAACCGGUGGUGGUGGUGGUGGUGGUGGUGGUGGUGGUGGUGGUGGUAGUGGUGGUGGUGGUCCUACAAGGUCACCAGCUGCCGAAUCUCCAGACAUUAACAAACAACAUGAGAGAACGGAGCAAGGAUCAUCCAGUGGUAGCUCGACAUCUACGUCAUCAGCAGCGAGUCCAGGUGCCAGUUUACCGACUUAUUAUCCUGGUCCGGUCCAAGCCAGUGGACUUUUAGGACCUCAGAUGGGUCAAUACAGUGGUUAUCAAACCGCACCAGCCCCAGGAAACGAAUCAUUCCGACGUCCACUCACUGUAAUCUUCUGACCCGAUAGAGCAUAGCUCUGAUCCAUCUUCGAAGAGCAAUCCUCCUGAAUACAACGAGUAAUAGCUCGCAUCAGGGUAAUAUAUGAUCAACGACGUUGAUCAUACGACUUUCGCCACGUGUCCUAGGAUUUUCCUUUUUUUUCCCCUUUUUUCUUUUUUUGCUUUUCUUUUUCUUUUCCUUUUCUUUUCCUUUUAUUUUUCUUCUUUAUUUUUUUUUAUUUUUUUCCUUUUUAUUUUUCUUUUUUUUUUUUUUACAUUCAUCCCGAACAAUCUCGUUCGAUUUCCUCUUUCUUUAUUUGUUCUUUUUUUUUUUUUUCUUUCUUAUUACUUCUUUUCGUUUCCCCAGUUUUAAUUUAUUGCAAGAGAUCAUAUUGUGUUAAGAUUUCAUUUUGCGUUCGCAUAUUGCAUUUAAAAUUGUUGGCAAAUUAAGAAUUUGUUGGGCAAAAAAAUGUUGCGUUUUUUUUUUUUUUUUCUUUCUAGCCAAGAGGACUCGUGGUCAGAAAGUUUAAUAAAAGGAAGAGAGAAAGAAAGAGAAAUAAAAAGUAAAAAGAAAAAAAAAUAAAAAAAAUAAAAAAUACAAACAAAUAAAAAACGAACCAACGAAUCGCUGUCGUUUCUGUAUUUAUUUAAAGAAGAUAGAGAGGAUCUUUGGGUAAUCCCCGAUAUCCAAAUUCGCCGUCUGACGGAGAUGGGAAAAUAAAAAGAAAAAGACAAAAAAAAAGACAAAAAAAGAAAAAAGAAAAAGAAGGAAAAUAGGAAUAAAACGUCACGAUGUGUGACUUUCACGAGUAUAUAUAUAUAUAAAUAAACAAAGAUUUCUUAUAUAUAUAUAUAUAUAUAAGAAAACAAAGAUCCGAUUAUAUUUAACGACAGAUUAUAAAGAUUUGUAAAUAGUCCCUCCUGUAAAUAGUGUAGCAAAGAGUAACUUUCUCACGUCAGUACGACGACGCUCGGAAAUUUCACUCUUUUUCUCCUUCGAUUGGGUCUCAUUCGCCUUUUCGUCCAUGUACUUUUAUCGAAGGAUUACAAAUCUUGAAUUUCAUAUUGAAGGUAUAGCUACACGCAUAUUUGAGCCUUAGAACGAGCAUUGUUGUUGCUAUUAUUAUUAUCAUCUUUAUUAUUAUUUUUUUUUUUUUUUUUUAAUCUUUUUCCUUUCUUUUUUUUUUUAUUUCUUCUUGGGGAGUUUUUUUUCUCUUUCCAAUAACUCAAAGUAGAAAUUCAAAAUUUGAUUGGAAUGAAAUUCUCGUUGUAUCGAAAAAUUUAAUGUUAGUUUAUCUUCUAUUGCAUAGCUGCAAUAAUUUUAUUAUAAUUGAAGGCUUAUAUCCGAUUUAGAACUAAUUCCGUUCGUUCAAUUCCGCGUAUUCCUCGUCCAAAAAUUAUUAAACUUUAGAAAGAUAAAGGUGGGAUAUAAGAACGUACGGAUAAAAAGUUUGGAAAGUUAGGCGAAAUCAUGUUGACCCUUUGACUCCUUCCCGCUGUACGAUGAUGUGUAACCUUUAUAUUUGUAUCGUUACGAUAAAUCAUAAACUUUAAACCGAUUAUUCGAGUAUUACAUUACGAGCGGCAGAAAUAAUCUAUAAAUAUUGUACUGUAAGUAAGAAAGUAAAAAUAAAGAUUAAGUAUUAUCCUUCCAAUUA
Molecule: messenger RNA, 3654 nt
Organism: Vespa crabro (European hornet)
Lineage: Eukaryota; Metazoa; Arthropoda; Insecta; Hymenoptera; Vespidae
Product: transcription factor Sox-19b-like
Exons: 5
Coding region: 797-2017 (406 amino acids)
Biological process (GO): cell differentiation; regulation of DNA-templated transcription; anatomical structure morphogenesis
Molecular function (GO): RNA polymerase II cis-regulatory region sequence-specific DNA binding; DNA-binding transcription factor activity, RNA polymerase II-specific
Source: RefSeq, a predicted model, not a curated record